GUAUUUUAGUAUUUUAGUAAUGUAUCUUAUUUAUCCCUUUUCCUUGCUGAUUUUUGUGCAACCCCUGUUAGCGGUUAUUCCUCAUGGAGUCACAAUUAAGGAACCAAAAUGCUGGUAUGUCGCGAAUCCUGGACCCUGUGAUGACUGGAUCAAAGUCUGGGGCUACGAUUACCUAACCAAUCGCUGUAUUUUCUUCUAUUAUGGGGGCUGUGGUGGUAAUCCGAAUCGGUUCUAUACAAAAGAAGAGUGUCUGAGCACUUGUCGGGUACACAGACCCCCAAAUCGGAAGAAAAGGGAGUAUGGUGUCGACGAAGAGGAUGAAGAGGAAGAAGAGGAAUUUGAGGAGGAUAUUGACAAUUGGGACAAAUGGGACGAUUCCCAUUCGGAGUUUUAAACUAGCCCGUAGAAAGGGUGUUCAAAAGUCGGCCUUCUCCAUAACCAAUUGCCGGCUGACGUUAACUUUUGAUUCGUUGU
Messenger RNA from Drosophila suzukii, 474 nucleotides. RefSeq names its product kunitz-type serine protease inhibitor textilinin-5. NCBI's taxonomy places the organism in Eukaryota, Metazoa, Arthropoda, Insecta, Diptera, Drosophilidae. Gene Ontology annotation, molecular function: serine-type endopeptidase inhibitor activity. The record is from RefSeq and is a predicted model, not a curated record.